AUGUGUGGACAUGGGGGCUUGGGAAUGUGCCCCGUGGAGUUUGGGGUGUGCCUGGCGGAGCUGUGUGGGGACGUGACUCACGGGGAUGGGAACAUGGAUGUGAAUCAAUGGCAUGGGGAUGGGGACCAGUCCCGUGGGGAUGGGAAUGUGCCAGUCGGGCCCCAUGGGGAUGAGGACGUUUCCCCCGGGACUGGUCUAUGUCCCGCGGGACGCAGGACCCGAGGGAAGGACGCCAGGGGGGCAGGUACGGUGAAGGACCCUUGGGGGGCGGGGGAGAGGGCAGAGGCCCUGACGGGACCCCCGUGUAGACCGGCUGGGGGGGCAGGCCAAAACAGGGGGCUCAGUAUCCCCCCUGCCUGCCCUGCACUCCUCUCCCUCCCCCGGCUCCAUUUCCAGCUCAAAAGCCCAUUUUUCUCCCCCGGCUCCAUUUCCAGCUCAAAAGCCCAUUUUUCUGCUCCAGUAACUCACUGUGGGGCCCCUGGGCCAGGGCGGGCACGGAGCCCCCGCAGCCCCCUGGCCAGGAAUGGGGGACAUGGGGACAGGUCCCCCUCCUCUGUGCCACCCCCAGCCCUAGACAACCCCUCACCCCCAUACCUUCCCCCCCCCUCCCUGGUCACCUCCAGGAUCUUCGUCAACCGGAGCCUGGCGCUGGAGAAGAUCAAGUGCUUCGGCUUCGACAUGGACUACACCUUGGCCAUGUACAAGUCCCCUGACUACGAGGAGCUGGCCUUCGCCCUGCUGCUGGAGCACCUUGUCUCCAUCGGGUACCCCCAUGAGAUCCUCGCCUACAAGUAUGACCCCACCUUCCCCACACGGGGGCUGGUGUUCGAUGCCCUGUAUGGGAACCUGCUGAAGGUGGACUCCCACGGGAACCUGCUGGUCUGCGCCCACGGCUUCCGCUUCCUUAAGGGGGCCGAAAUCCUCCACUAUUACCCCAACAAGUUCAUCCAGCGGGACGACAUGAAGCGCUUCCACAUUCUCAACACCCUCUUCAACCUCACGGAGUACUGGGGACACCCCCCACCCCCAGGGAGGUUUUGGCCAGACCAUCCAUCCCCUCUGCAGGGCUGCUUAAAGGAGAAGACACUGGAGAACCUGGAGAAAUACGUGGUGAAGGAUCCCCGGGUGCCGCUGCUGCUGAGCCGCAUGAAGGAGGUGGGGAAGGUCUUUCUGGCCACCAACAGCGACUAUAACUACACCGACGCCAUCAUGUCCUACCUGUUUGACUUCAGCGAUGGGCACAAGGCCGAGACCCCGCAGCGCCCCUGGCGAUCCUAUUUCGACCUCAUCGUGGUGGACACCCGCAAACCACUCUUCUUCGCUGAGGGCACUGUCCUGCGCCAAGUCAACACGGAUACGGGGAAGCUGCGCAUUGGGACGUACACCGGCCCACUCCAGCACUGCGCCGUCUACUCCGGCGGCUCCUCGGAUGUGGUGUGUGACCUGCUGGGCGUGAAGGGCAAAGACAUCCUCUACAUGGGGGACCACAUCUUUGGGGACAUCCUCAAGUCCAAGAAGCGGCAGGGCUGGCGUACCUUCCUGGUGGUGCCAGAGCUGGCCCGCGAGCUGCAGGUCUGGACGGAGAAGAGCGAGCUGUUUGAGGAGCUGCGGAGCCUGGACCUUUUCCUGGCGGAGCUGUACCAGCACUUGGACAGUGGCAGCAGCGAGCGCCCGGACAUCAGCUCCAUCAAGCGUCGCAUCCAGAAAGUCACGCACGAGAUGGACAUGUGCUACGGGAAGAUGGGCAGCCUCUUCCGCUGCGGCUCGCGCCAGACACUCUUCGCCAACCAGCUGAUGCGCUACGCAGACCUCUAUGCUGCCUCCUUCAUCAACUUCCUCUACUACCCCUUCAGCUACCUCUUCCGAGCACCCCCUGUCCUGAUGGCACACGAGUCGACGGUGGAGCACGGCCGCCUGGACGCAGGGGAGGCAGGCACGGCUCUGGCACCUUGGCUGGCCCAGCAUGGCCACCCCGGCCAGCAGGUUGCUGGGGUACGCCAGGACUCCAGCGGGGAGGAGGAGGAUGAUGGAGAAGCCUGAGCCCACCCCAGCGCCGACGGCUGCUGAGCUGGCAGUAGCCAGCCCCCAGCAGGGCAUUCGGUGGCCCCGGACCACUUGUGCUGCCAGCCCGAAGCCACCCGUGGUCAGCUACCACCUCCAGUGGCCAAAGGACAGCUGGUGGCCCUAGCCCAUGCCCCAUGUCACACCUCUCCCCGUGCAGCACUGCCCUUCUCCCGACUGUCCCAGGAGUUGGGAGAAGGGCCCCCCAGAGCCCACAGGCUGCCCGUGCCCCCACUUUCACUCAUGGGUCCCCUCACCAGCAUCAGCUGCUUCUCCCAGCCCGCUCGACACCAGCCUGGGGCCGCCCAAUGCCAGGGAGAGCCGGCAGUGCCACUGCUGCGGGUAUCACUGGAAACCUGCUUUGGACGGAUCGGUGGUCCCAGCAGCCCCUGCCCCUCCAGCUUCAGUGCCUGGCCCAGGCACCACGGCACUGGGGCCUGGCUCCUGGUGGAGGUGGGUGGAUGUUGCUCAAGCACAGAAGGGCUCUGGAGGCAACUGCUGCUCCCUGGAAAUCCCUUUUACUCGCUAUUACCCUCUUCUGUUUUCUACCCGUUUCUAUAUAUAAAAGAUGCUCAAACUCCUGGCACCACGGAGACAUAAAAUUGGCUAUUUUAAAGGAAAACUGCUUUGCCCCUGAGCCUGGGAGGUGGGGGCAAAGGGCAAUUCCCAAAUCCUCAGCCAGCAGCUGGGACAAGUGCAAGCCCCUGGGCAGAGGGUGGCAGCCCUGAGACACCCCCACUCUGCCAGCACUGUCCUGCACACCAGAGGAGGGGGCCAGGCCUGCCACCCUCUGCAGACCCGUGCCAGGAAUUCCAGCUACUGCUCUAAGACUUCUUCCAGCAUCAAGGUUUCUCAAUAAAGAUGCUGACCCAACGGUGGUGGUGACUGUGUCAGGAGGAGGCAAAAGGGUGGGAUGAGGACUGGACCACUGUUUGGGGACAGGGACAUGAUGACAGGGCUCCCCUCCACCCUUCAUGGCAGCCGCACCGCUUUACUCCUCACAGCAGGGAAACCAUCCCAAACCACAGCAACAGUCCCUGCAGCAGUACAGUCGUCUGUCCCCCCGCCCCAUCCCACCAGCAGGAAACGAAACUUGUCCAGGCAGG
This is a messenger RNA of Haliaeetus leucocephalus (bald eagle), 3167 nucleotides long. RefSeq names its product cytosolic purine 5'-nucleotidase-like. The transcript is spliced from 16 exons. Gene Ontology annotation, molecular function: 5'-nucleotidase activity. NCBI's taxonomy places the organism in Eukaryota, Metazoa, Chordata, Aves, Accipitriformes, Accipitridae. The record is from RefSeq and is a predicted model, not a curated record. The coding region runs from base 1 to 2040 and encodes 679 amino acids.